This is a messenger RNA of Owenia fusiformis, 323 nucleotides long. Lineage: Eukaryota; Metazoa; Annelida; Polychaeta; Sabellida; Oweniidae. The record is from the annotation of a GenBank genome assembly.
CAAAUGGGGGUCUAGAAUUUUCAGCUCUGCUGGACUUUUUCCCAGUUACAUUAUGUAGCAUUAGUUCCUCAUCAGUAAAAGAAAUGGCUUACCAAUCUUUUUUUGAAGGGAGUUUUUCAGAGCUAGGAGGCAACAGUUGCACAUUUGGCAUAUCUCUUGAAUGGCAUAGGAGAAAGCAGUUGGCUACAGGCCCUCGGGAAGAUAAAUUGUUUAUCUCUUGGGAUAUUCCCUGUAUCCAAAACCUCCCAAUGCAUAACCCCUAUGUACUAAAUGUACAUUUUUGUCUCACCUACAAGUUUAUCAAACAUAUCAAGGGAUACACC